Molecule: messenger RNA, 836 nt
Organism: Camponotus floridanus (Florida carpenter ant)
Lineage: Eukaryota; Metazoa; Arthropoda; Insecta; Hymenoptera; Formicidae
Product: cuticle protein CP14.6
Exons: 2
Coding region: 124-546 (140 amino acids)
Cellular component (GO): chitin-based extracellular matrix
Molecular function (GO): structural constituent of chitin-based larval cuticle
Source: RefSeq, a predicted model, not a curated record
CCAGAAGAUCCUAGAUCUUCGGAUGGCAGAUAUAUAAAGCGGAAGGCAUGUACGGGAUGUUAAGUCAGUGCAGUGAGAAACUUUCGAGCAGCAGCUAGGAAAAAUAAUAUACCUUUUUUCAACAUGAAUUCAUUGGUAAUAACUUUAUGCGUCUUCGUGGCAGCAGUAUCGAUGAUAGCAGCAUUCCCACAAAAUGUUGUAGAUGACAGGGUGUUAGCUAGAUCUAACAACCAAAUUUCUAUUGUCAGACAAGCUUCAGAUGGGCCGAAUCCUGAUGGUUCUUACAGCUAUAGCUAUGAAACCGGUAACGGUAUCCAAGCUCAGGAAGAUGGUCAUCUCAAUAACGUGGGUACUGAUCAGGAGGCCUUGGAAGCGCGAGGUAGCUACAGUUAUACUGACAACGAAGGCAACAUCUUCCAAGUCUCAUAUGUAGCCAACGAGAACGGAUUUCAGCCAGAAGGUGCUCACUUGCCUUCAGUACCACCACUAAUCCAGAGGGCUCUUCAAUAUAUUGCCGAACAUCCUGAGGAAAACGGACAGGAAUAAGGCUGGACAUGACAAAAAAAAUCGGCAAAUCACAAACGAAUCAGGAUAAAAUGACCAAUCAGAAUAAGUUCAACACGGAUUCGAUGAUUGAAUUGAGAAUUAACAGAUAUUCAAUUCUCAUGGAGGCCGACAAUCUCGAGAUGCCGUUAUUCGUGACGUGAUUAGUUUUAUAAUAUUUGUAUAAUAUUAUCAAUAUAUUUAUAUAAUAUAUUUGCAUAUAUUAUUAUUAAUUUUAUACGGUAAAUAUGUAUUGUAAAUCUUGCAAAAUGAACGUGUUAAGAUUUUGAUAA